AUGUGCUGCGGAGGGAAUAAAGGCUUAACUGUAACUGCAAAGGGAGGAGAAGAUCCUACGCAGCGAAAGGCUGAAGAGAAAGCCAUCUUUUGGGAAAAUCCAGAAAGAACCUUUGACCUGGUAUUGAAAGUGAAAUGUCAUGCCUCUGAAAAUGAAGAUCCAGUGGUAUUGUGGAAAUUCCCAGAGGACUUUGGAGAUCAGGAAGUACUACAGAGUGUGCCAAAGUUCUGUUUCCCCUUUGACGUUGAAAGAGUGUCUCAAAAUCAAGUUGGACAGCACUUUACCUUUGUACUGACAGACAUUGAGAGUAAGCAGAGAUUUGGAUUUUGCAGACUCACAUCAGGAGGCAAAAUUUGCUUAUGCAUCCUUAGUUACCUGCCAUGGUUCGAAGUAUAUUACAAGCUUCUAAAUACUCUGGCAGAUUACUUGGCUAAGGAACUGGAAAAUGAUUUGAAUGAAACUCUCAAAUCACUCUAUAACCAUCCAGUACCAAAGGCAAACACUCCUGUCAAUUUGAGUGUGAACCAAGAGAUAUUUAUUGCCAGUGAGCGAGUUCUGAAAGAUCAGCCCUCUCUAGUACCGCAUUCCUACUUCAUUGCCCCUGAUGUAACUGGACUCCCAACAAUACCUGAGAGUAGAAAUCUUACAGAAUAUUUUGUUGCCGUGGAUGUGAACAAUAUGCUGCAACUGUAUGCCAGUAUGCUGCACGAAAGGCGUAUCGUUAUUACCUCUAGCAAAUUAAGCACUUUAACUGCCUGUCUCCAUGGAUCAGUUGCUCUGCUCUACCCAAUGUACUGGCAGCACAUUUACAUCCCAGUGCUUCCUCCACACCUGCUGGACUACUGCUGUGCCCCAAUGCCAUACCUGAUUGGAAUACACUCCAGCCUCAUAGAGAGAGUGAAAAAUAAAUCAUUGGAAGAUGUGGUUAUGUUAAAUGUUGACACAAACACUUUAGAAUCACCAUUUAAUGACUUGAACAACCUACCGAGUGAUGUGGUCUCGGCCCUGAAAAGUAAGCUGAAGAAGCAGUCUACAGCUACAGGGGACGGAGUAGCUAGGGCCUUCCUUAGGGCACAGGCUGCUUUGUUUGGAUCCUACAGAGAUGCACUGAGAUACAAACCUGGUGAGCCUGUCACUUUCUGUGAGGAGAGUUUUGUGAAGCAUCGCUCAAGUCUGAUGAAACAGUUCUUGGAAACUGCAGUUAACCUCCAACUUUUUAAGCAGUUUAUCGAUGGUCGACUGGCAAAACUGAAUGCGGGAAGGGGUUUCUCUGAUGUAUUUGAAGAGGAGAUCACUUCAGGUGGCUUUUGUGGAGGGAACCCGAGGUCAUAUCAACAGUGGGUGCAUACAGUCAAGAAAGGAGGUGCACUAUUCAACACCGCAAUGACCAAAGCAACUCCUGCUGUUCGGACAGCAUAUAAAUUUGCAAAAAACCACGCAAAGCAGGGAAUCAAGGAAGUGAAGAGUAAGCUCAAACACAAGGAAAACGAGGAAGAUUAUGGGACCUGUUCUGGUUCUGUACAAUAUACACCAGUUUACACAUUAUACAGUGAAAAGGGAAGAAACCUAGAAAAGCGUAAGCUUGCCCAGGCACGCUUAAAAAGGCCUCUGAAGAGCCUUGAUGGUGCUCUGUAUGAUGAUGACGACGAUGACAUCGAAAGUGCAAGCAAGUUAUCUUCUGAAGAUGGUGAAGAAACCUCUGCUUAUUUUUAUGAAAGUGAUGACUCUGUUGAAACAAGAGUAAAGACUCCGUACUCAGGUGAAAUGGACUUAUUAGGAGAGAUCCUCGACACAUUGAGCACACACAGCUCAGAUCAAGGAAAGCUGGCAGCAGCAAAGAGCUUGGAUUUCUUUAGAUCAAUGGAUGAUAUUGAUUACAAACCUACGAAUAAAUCCAAUGCGCCUAGUGAGAAUAACCUAGCCCUACUCUGCAGCGGUUCUGGUGAUCAAGCGGAGUGGCAUCUCGGGCAGGAUGACAGCGCCCUCCAUGGCAGACAGCUCCCUCCAUCCCCCAGGAAGCGGGUUUCCUCUGUGGGCCUGGCAGAUUCUCUCUUUAUCCUGAAAGAGGAAACCAGUGAAAAGCACCUCAGUGGUGUCAGCGUGAGUGGGCCUCCCACAGUGGAGGAGCCAGCGUCUGCGUCAGGACUGGGUUUCCAGCCAGCUGCGCCUAAAGUUUCCCAAACUGAAGAAGGAAGAACGGAACAGAAGGAAACACUAAGCCAGACUUCAGAUGAUCUGCUUACACCCAGCCUUGGGCGACGCGCAUCUACUUUUGUUCCUUGGGAGAAGAAAGGGAAAGAAGCCAAAGAGACUUCAGAAGACACUGGACUGCUUCAUGAAGUGGUGUCAUUAUGUCGCAUAACAUCUGCCUUCCAACAGGACUUAAACAUUUCAGAAGAGAACACAAGUGGAAACCAAGCUUAAAUCAACAAUUUCAGUCUCUUGCAUCCAAACUUCUAUGGAGACAUUUUGGGAUUCCAUGUGAUAGAUAUAGUAAACAAUUAUUUAUAGGAAUGACA
Molecule: messenger RNA, 2519 nt
Organism: Ceratotherium simum simum (southern white rhinoceros)
Lineage: Eukaryota; Metazoa; Chordata; Mammalia; Perissodactyla; Rhinocerotidae
Source: RefSeq, a predicted model, not a curated record